Messenger RNA from Camelina sativa (false flax), 579 nucleotides. Lineage: Eukaryota; Viridiplantae; Streptophyta; Magnoliopsida; Brassicales; Brassicaceae. The record is from RefSeq and is a predicted model, not a curated record.
AUGGCCAAAACUAUACCGAACCCAGUUCCAAUCUUAUUGCUUGUGAUCACGUUUUACAUAUCGACACUAGGAUUUAUAAAAACUCAAACCUUCUCAAAAAUCUCAUCUCCAUCUUCAUUAGGCCUAAACCAAGAGAAACUAACCCAUCUUCACUUCUACUUCCAUGACAUGUACGGUCGCAACCCAACAGCAGUGAAAGUAGCCGAAGCCGCCCAAACAAACACAUCUAAAACAUAUUUUGGUUCCGUGUUCGUAAUGGACGAUCCCUUAACACUUCUUCCCGAUGUAACCUCGAAGAGGAUAGGGUAUGCGCAAGGCAUGACCGUAUCCGCAUCUCAGAACGAAUUAGGAUUGUUGAUGAUUUUCCAUUUUGUUUUCACGGAAGGAGAAUACAACGGGAGCACGAUUAGCAUUCUUGGACGCAACCUAGUGUUUUCGGAUAUCAGAGAAAUGCCUGUGGUCGGAGGCAGCGGCGUGUUUCGAUUCGCUAGAGGAUAUGCUGAAGGAAAGACUCAUUCGUUAGAUGUUAAGACAGGAAAUGCUGUUCUUGAAUACAAUGUCUUUGUCUUGCAUCCAUGA